Messenger RNA from Tigriopus californicus, 2034 nucleotides. Its product is annotated as akirin-2-like. Gene Ontology annotation, molecular function: transcription coregulator activity. Gene Ontology annotation, cellular component: nucleus; chromatin. NCBI's taxonomy places the organism in Eukaryota, Metazoa, Arthropoda, Copepoda, Harpacticoida, Harpacticidae. Gene Ontology annotation, biological process: positive regulation of transcription by RNA polymerase II; positive regulation of innate immune response. The record is from RefSeq and is a predicted model, not a curated record.
UCUCCUCCCUUCAUUCUUCGCUCCUGUCUUUGGGUCUGGAUCCGGCUCAGUUCCAGCCCUCCAUCCCGUCUGCGCUUGGAUUGAGCAUUGCAUUGCAUUGGAACGGGGAACACUUGCCGCCCUCUGAGUUCCGUCGUGGACUUUGUGAUCUGGCUCGGCUUGGCCCACUGACCGGAACGCGCCGUGAAACGCGCCGUGAAACUCGCCGUGAUCGCGAUUGGGAAGGCACUGCUAGCCCGUGGUGACUAUGGCUUGCGUUACGCUCAAGCGACCUUUGGAACACGCCCACCCUUCGUACACGCCGCCUUCUAGUGAGGGCUUCUCGCAUCAUCAUCCGCACCACCGGCCGCCCCCGGCCAAACGGCGGAGAUGUGUCCCGCUCAAUCAGUCGAGAGAACAUAGUCGAGAUUUGUAUGAAGCCUCAACCUCGACCGUGGGCUCGGCCGCCUUAGGCUUGGUGUCGCGUCCGGGUGCGAUAGGGCGGAGCUCGGGCGGUCCCUCGCCCUUUCGGGCCUCGCCGCUCACGCCCGAACAGAUUGCCAACAAUUUGCGCGACGAACUCAAACGUCUCCGGAAACGCCGUCAAAUCGUGCCCCAACCCAAGGGCUGUAGUCUGGCCGCCCAUUCUCCGCCCAGCUCACCCGAGCCCAUGGACGAUCUCACGGCCAUGCGCACGGCCUCACAAGCCCUGGCUUCGGCCGGGACCUCGGGCGUGGAACCCGCUCCUCCGUCCACGGCCGGGAAAAUCUUGGACAAACCCAUCUUCACUCUGAAGCAAAUGACCCUCAUCUGUGAACGCAUGUGCCAGGAACGCACCGACCAAGUGAGGAAUGAGUACGAUCGCAUCCUCCAUCAGAAACUGGGCGAGCAAUACGACGCCUUUGUCAAAUUCAUUGAUCACCAGAUUCAGCAACGAUUCAACGAGGCCCAACUUCCCAGUUACUUGUCUUGAAGGUCCGAAUGUUUGCGUGUCGUCGAGCUCCUCCAUGUGGUUGGUUAUCCGUGUCGCCAAUGUAUCAGCAUCAUAAUGUUACGCCGUGACCACUCACAACCCUAACGCGAGAUGGCUGCCAAGCCAGCUCCGAGGGGGGUCUCACUCGUAUCCUGUUUCUCCCAUGCCAGUUGGGUGGUUCAUCAUCCCAUCCGCAUGGCUACCCUCCCUCCAACCAUGAUAUCGAGAUCAAAAAUGCUUCCGACUCGUGCCCGACAAGGACGCCGAAGAAAGCAACAGACACCUUCCUCCGUUUGCUGUGUUGAUUUCUACCACUAUCAUUACUACUACUAUCCCAUCAUUUCUAGCCAAUUCCGAUAACAGCUAACUACUAUUUCAAAUACUAACCCUACCACUCGCCGCCGAAGUAGUAGAUUUACCCACUUUAUCGUCCUUCCCCGCCCCACAUAGUUACAAAUGAUGAUCCAAGAUUCAUGCAGAUUUUCGGCGACGCCGCACAAAUCCCUUUUAUGUUGGGAUGAGCAGAGCAAUGUUUCCUGUUGAGCCGAAAAUCGAAAAUCCCGGCUGUUGUUCUUCGCCAUUGCCGAGGGUUCAGACUAUGCGACUCGAAAACAUGGAGGGACACUGUACAUUGCUCUUGAGCCACGCCCCUGAACAACCACAUGGGCCUCGCUUUAUUCCCGUUGCCCUACCCGUUAUGUAAAGUAAACCCAAAAUUAAGUCAUCUCUCUCUCUCUCUCCCUCUCCUUGUGUUUUCCCUUGUAAGAACCCAUCUCCUUUUCUCUUGAUCUUAACCAUCAUCCGUCAGUUUGACCAUAAUUUUGGAUCACGUGGAUCUCACUUCCCCAAAGAGAUCUUCGCGGGAAUGGAAAGGACAUGAACGAACGGAAGUUGCUUCUCAAAUCAUUGAUACACGUGAGAAACGGAUUUGGAAGAAUGCAACGAAUCAGUGUCUUUGAUGCGCAGCUUCCGCAACACAGUGCGGGUUGUUAUUGUGGACGACAGAAAUGUUAGUAAUAUCCGACACGUCAAAGUUUGUCAUUUUGUAAUUUUCCUAAAAUAAAACACGGCUUUUAAUCGCU